Messenger RNA from Betta splendens (Siamese fighting fish), 5310 nucleotides. RefSeq names its product regulator of G-protein signaling 12. Lineage: Eukaryota; Metazoa; Chordata; Actinopteri; Anabantiformes; Osphronemidae. Gene Ontology annotation, biological process: signal transduction. The transcript has 19 exons. Gene Ontology annotation, molecular function: protein binding; GTPase activator activity. Bases 289 to 4647 code for a protein of 1452 amino acids. The record is from RefSeq and is a predicted model, not a curated record.
AAAGACGCUUUGUGGUCGCCGCGGUGAGCGACUGGACGAAGGCGGCGCUCGCGCUCGUUGCCAUAAGGACAACUGGUAACUUAUGAAUCACGGCGGCGGAGAAGUGUUGUGCACAAUGUAAAACGGACAUUUGAUGUGAAAGAUGUGAACUUGGGGACGUUUUUUGACGCCAAUGUAAACUUGCGGGUGUUUGGCGGAACUUUUCUCUCCUGAAAAAGGAUGACAACAACACAAUAGUGUUGGCAACUUACAGAUGUUUCAGAUUCCUCACAGCACACUACAAGUAAGAUGAGGAUACAAGGACAGCCCGAGGGCGUGCGGAGGCGUCUGGACUUAAAUGUAGCUGGUGAGCUCAGGAGUGUGGAGGUCAUCCGUGGCCGAAGCGGAUAUGGCUUUACCAUUGCAGGACAGAGGCCGUGCAUGAUGAGGGGCAUCCUGAAGGGAAGCCCUGCUGACCUGGUGGGACUCAAACAAGGGGAUCGCAUCAUGGCCAUCAGUGGAACGGAUGUGUCCACUGCGCCACAUGACACAGUGGUGCAGCUGAUUGGCAGCUGCAAAGGACCCCUGCGGUUGGUGGUGCACACCGAAGGACGAAUAAUGGGGAACCCCAUCCUUCAUGAUGCAAAAUUUGGGGUUUGCCAGAAAAAUGGUAUUUUCGAGAAGGCUGCAGUUCUCCGCACUGUUUCAGAUGAUUCAAGCAAUUCCUCAAUUAACUCGAGUCACGGCGUCUCUGCCAGACAGAGGCCUGUGUCAGAGCCUGAUAUGUCACAGUGGUCACAACAGUGGAGCUCUUUAGCUGAGCAGCCAAAGGAGGAAACUUCCAGAAUAAGGGGCGUGAACUGUACUUUUGCAGGUACAGAGGAACUCAGCCCAAGCUGGAGUGUUUUAAACAUGACAAUGGUAGUAGGUUACCUGAGCUCCACAGAGCUGAUUCUAAACACUAGAGAAUCAGAGGAGGAUUGUUUAAGAGCCAUUCGUGAACGAAUAAGACAGUUGGGAACAGAGCAGAAUACCCACACCCUGGUGAUAAUGAAGAUCAUGUUUGACUGCAUACGACUUUGUGACGACACUGGAGCAGUUUUGGCAGCUUUUCCUGCUGAGAACCUUGUCUUGGGGGCUGUAUGUGCUGAAGACCCACGUUUCUUUUGUCUCGUCACUACAGCACAUAUUAUAAAUGGUCGCGUCCCAGCGGACAGUCCGCUAAGGGCUUCCUGUCAUGUUUUCUUCAUUGACCCAGAGUUAGGAAACCAUGAGGACCACAUAGGGAUUGCUGGGCGCUUUGGUUUUGACUGCACACCAGAUCCAGAUUCUUUAGGCUGCCUGGAAUUCCCUCAGACUCCUCCAGAUGUCCUUCACUUUGUAACAGUCCUCUACAGUGACAUGGGGGAGACUGUGGAGAGGCUUAGAGUCAAAUUGGACCUGGAGGCUCAGCAGCAAGCCAAGGAGAAUGGCAGCACUGGUAAACAAGGGAGUGCCAGCAGCAAUGCAGACAGUGGAAUUGGAAAUGCGUCCCCCCCUGAGGAGAGAGCGGACAGGGAUUUCCCUUCUGCAAUCCAAAACCACCCUGGGGCCCACCUUCCCAGCUGUCCAUGGGAUUAUCCUCCGGAUGAAGACCUUAGUCCAAUUAAUCUCUUAAAGAAUGACCAUAAACCUAAAACAGAGAACCAUAUCAGCACACAUUCUCUUUCAGAGUCACUUCCAGGUCCUGAUUCCCUAACUAGCUUUUAUGGUGGUCCCCCACCCAGGCUCGAGUUCCAGUUUAAGCCUCCGCCACCUCCUCUGCCUUUGAGUAAAAAACCAAACUUCUUUGCUGACCCUCUUAGAAGUAGCCAAAGGUGGUUCUCAAAAUCAAGGUGGCCUAAAGCCCUAAGUGGUGAUGCAGAGCCUCAAGUGAUGUCCAACAAUGAUUGGUUGCCUGGUGUUAGUCUUAGCGCCAGCACCAAUAAUUUGCCUCCCCCAAUGACUCAGAUCCCUUCAGACAGGUAUCAAUCGGCAGAGGUCAUCAUGCUGCCUCCCAAAGAGGAAUGGACCAAAAGGUUUCUUGAACAGAGAGAGAAACAGCGCAAAGAUGGUGGUGGCAGAAAUAGCUCCAGGUUUUGGGGUAUUGGUGGCAUCCGUACCUCUAAACGUCGUUCUGCUAAACGUCUCAGUAUGGCACGAUCACUGGAUGACCUUGAGUCUGCUGCUUCUUCAGAUGGCGACUACAGUGGAGUUCAGCUGCAGGGAUGCUGCAGCCAAAGCAGCCUGAACAGUAAUGGCAGUCUACCAGGAACAGGGAGCCACCGAGGGGCUCCAGAGCAGCGAGUGGCCAGCUGGGCUGCCUGCUUUGAGCGUCUCCUCCAGGAUCCGGUGGGCGUGCGCUACUUUUCGGAAUUCCUUAAGAAAGAAUUCAGUGAGGAGAAUAUCUUGUUCUGGCAGGCCUGUGAAUACUUCAGUCAUGUUCCUGCAACAGAUAAAAAACAGCUUUCCCAGAGAGCAGGAGAGAUCUACAACAGCUUCCUGUCCAGCAAGGCCACCAUGCCUGUCAACAUCGACAGCCAAGCACAGCUGGCCGAUGAUGUCCUCACCUCCCCACAGCCUGACAUGUUCAAGACCCAGCAGUUACAGAUCUUUAACCUCAUGAAGUUUGACAGCUAUUCACGGUUCCUCAAGUCUUCCCUUUACCAAGAGUGUGUACGUGCUGAAGUAGACGGUCAGCCUUUGCCGGACCCCUACCAGAUCCCCUGCAGUCCUGCACCGUCUAAACACAGUGCAAGCUCUGACCGAUCCACCCUUUCUACUCCAAAGAAGGAGGCCAGAAAGCAGAGGUCUGGAAGGUCUUUGAAUGAGGAGACUAAAGAUGAGAGCGCUGACAAGAAACGGGGCAUCUUCUUCUCAUGGUCUCGCAACAGGAGCUUUGGAAAAGGUCCAAAGAAGAAGGAAAUUGGAGACAUUAACCUUGACUACUGGGGAAGUAACGGGCGAAGAGAGUCCCAGGGCUCCUUGUCGUCCGGUACCAGUCUAGAGAUGGCCACUUCCUGCUCUACUGGCAAGAUUGAGUCUGAUAAUCGCCACUCACUCGGCGCAUGGGAGCGUACACCAAAACACUGCAGCGUGAUUUUGCCCGAUGGCUCUUGCUCCUCUGUCACUCUGCGGCCCGGUGCCUCCAUCAGAGAAGUCCUCCAAGAUCUGUGUCACAACAUCAGCGUCAACAUCGCAGCCGUUGACCUCUUCCUGGUGGGAGGAGAGAAGCCUCUAGUUUUAGAUCAAGACUGCAUGACCCUCAGCGCUCGAGACUUGCGGCUGGAAAAGCGAACGCUGUUUAGGCUGGAUCUAGUACCUAUUAACCGCUCUGUGGGACUAAAGGCCAAACCUACUAAACCAGUCACUGAGGUCCUGCGUCCUGUGGUGGCCAAAUAUGGCCUCCACCUCAGCGAGCUUGUGGCCAAAAUAAGUGGAGAGACUGAGCCCCUGGAUCUUGGAGCCCCUAUAUCGAGUUUAGAUGGACUGCGAGUUGUUUUAGAGCGAGCAGACCCAGCUUCAGUGAAAGACAAAUCAAAGUCUUCCUCCCUGAAGGGCCACCCUCCAACUAGGAGUCUUUCUGCUGCAAUCCUAGCAGGGUCAGUAGAACACAGCCAGCAGAUGGACCAGUCUCCUCUUUGCAUGGAUGUCUCAGUAAAUCUGGACACUCCCCCCAUUAAGGGAGAUGAGAGGUCAACACCAAAGGACUUUUCUGUGAGAGCAAGUGGACCAGACUCAGCCUUCCCAGUGGAAAAGAGAAAACAGAAAAAGAUUAAUAUAGAUGAAGCAGAAGAAUUCUUUGAGCUGUUGAGCCGAGCACAGAGCAGCCGAGCCAACGACCAGCGUGGACUUCUGAGCAAAGAAGACCUGGUGCUUCCUGACUUCCUGCGCCUAACCCCGCCCACCUCCUCCUUCUCCGUCUCCUCUAACUUGGCCUGCUCCACUCCUGACUCGCUAAGACAGAACCGAGAGAACGGCGUCCCCUCCAGGGGGCCCCUCACCUCCAGCCUUCGUUCGGAGAGCCUGGAUUCCUCCCUCAGCUCCAGUGCCAAUGGACACUCCGGGACCAGGCGUUGCCUGAUGCCCCCUCCCCGCCACCCGACCUUCGGCACCCACUUGUCCCCCAUCUCCCGGCCAUUAGACACCCGGCCAAGCCUCCGCACUGUGGAGGAGGACGCCCACACUGACCUGACACUUGUAGGAGAGGGCGACAUCAGCAGCCCCAACAGCACCCUGCUGCCCCCUUCACCAUCUCCCAUGCCGCCCUUUGAUAGCAGCCUGCCUGAAGCCAACUUCACGCCACCACCACCCUGCUCCAUGUCUCCAGAUGCAGGUGAAGAGGGAAAGUCCACUUCAGAGGGAAAACCACGAGCGUCCCCCCCCGAGCCGGCGGCCGGUCCAGGCGCCGCCGCCGCCGCCGCCCCCGUCCAGGAGGUGACGGACGUGGAGGGGGUGCACCUGGAGGAGGGGGCGCACGAGGCGCCCCGGGGAGAGGACCCGGAGCUCAGCCUCAGCUUCCACGGCUACGUGGCGGAGCUGCGGCAGUGCCAGAGCAGGAUGAGGAACGCCCAGGGGCCCCAGAACGGCCGCAACCCGCCGGAGGGCCAGGACUGCAACACAGAACUUUUUAAGGCCACAAUUGUCUAAGGGGACCCCCCCCCCCCCCCACUGCUGCACUUUAGGCCCGAGGCACUGAUUGUACAACAGGAGUAGUCACAUGACGGGCUGCAUGUAUAAAACUGUCAAUCAACACUCAAAAAAUAACAUCAUGGUGAUAGAUAUUAUAUAUUGUUGAGUUCUGGCGUCUUCUCGUUAACUUUUAGUACUGGUUGUAAUUUGGGGACAGUGUUUUUUGUUUGUGGUGCUGUUGGACUGAGGACAAGCACAGAAGAAGCUUAAACUGUUCCUAACACACACUUCAUCUACAGAUCUCUAACAAUCGCACAGCUGUUAAUUACAGGCCACGGAUCGAGAGAAUUAUUAAAAGGUCAACUGAGGCUGAUGUUAGUGGACCCUGAGUUCGGUUCUUGAUAAUGACAAUGACCUUUGUCUGUCAGUUGGAUGAUUUGUGUCCUGUUAGAAGGAGGCACUGGCAGUAAUUGGACCAUUGUUUUGACGGGACUCAGUUUAUAGAAUGGUAACGGGAGGAAAACUUCACUUCUUUUUGGACAUUGAACUAUUUCCAGCGUUUUUCUCCUUCCUGUGUUUUACAUAUAAUACGUGAUGGUUCAGUUAUCGCCUGUACUUCCUGCCUCUGUGCUUUUCAGCUUGUCCAAAUAUUGACCGAUUAAAAAGCUUUGAUGGCCGUAA